AUGAAGUUGACUGUAUUAUUGUUUUCAUUUGUUCAACUCACCUUCUCUUAUAACUUUCUGGUUUUCUGUCCAUUAUUCGGUCAUAGUCAUACAACAUACUUUGCUAAAAUCGCUGAUACUCUAACUGAUGCAGGACAUAAUGUGACGUUUUUCACUCCUACAAUCAUACAAAGGUUUGCGAAACACAUUUACGUCAAAUCAACUAAAAAUGUAAUUCAUCUGGAGCCAAGUGAGAAACUUGCAAUUCUGGGGGACAAAUUCGAGGAGGGAGACACUUCUAAAUUCUGGACAUCCGAUUCCACAGUUUUUGAAAUGCUUCCAAUGAUCGAUACCUUCAAUAGAGCAUUUGAGGAACAAACUGUUGUUCUUGGGAGGAAUCUAGAACUCCUUGAUGAGCUCAAAGCUAAGAACUUUGACGCCAUGAUUUUUGAGAGCUUCGUUGAUCCAGCUUAUCCUCUUCUCGAUUACCUCCAAAUCAAAACAAUCCUACCUGCCACAUCCAUCGCUUUUGAUGAAAUGUUAUCACAUUCAAUAGGAGAACCAAUUAUGACAAGUGCAGUUCCAGCACCAAUGUCUGCAUUUACUGAUCAGAUGACGUUCAUGGAAAGAAUCAUUAACACAAUAACCUCUCCUAUCAUGUACCUCAUUAUGCCAAAACGAAAGUUCAAAUCUCUCCGUUUCCCUCAUUCAACUAUUGAAAUUUCAUCUCAAGAAUCAAUGAGUUCAUUCGUUUUCACAAAUUCCAAUCCAUAUCUGGAUUAUGCUCGUCCAACAAUUGAGAAAAAUGUUCAAAUCGGAGGAAUUUCAGUGGAUGUUGACCAACUAAAAAGUCAGAAAGUUAAUAAGGAAUGGGAUGAGAUUCUCAAUUUGAGAACCAAAACAAUUUUGGUUUCUUUUGGAUCCAUCAUGUUGUCCAAGGAUAUGCCAUUGGAAAACAGAAUAGCUCUGGCUUCUACUAUGAAACAGUUCCCAGAAGUUACAUUCAUCUGGAAAUACGAGUCAAAUGACACUGAUAGUUUUGCAAAAGGAAUCGAGAAUAUUCAUUUCUCCAACUGGAUUCCACAAACUGCUCUUCUAGCGGAUUUUCGUCUUUCUGCGUUCUUCACUCAUGCCGGUUUAGGAAGUAUCAAUGAAGUCAGCUACUUGGGAAAACCAACAAUAUUGUGCCCAAUUUUCGCUGACCAAAUGAGAAACGCUCAGAUGUUGGCAAGACACAACGGGUCUGUCGAAAUAUCCAAGUAUGAAUUGGGGCAGUCCCAGAAACUCCAGGAAGUGUUCAAGAAGAUUCUUUAUGAUCAAUCGUACACCACGGCAUCGGAAAACUUGGCUCUCCAGUUAGCUAAUCAGCCAGUCAAACCGAGAGAGUUAUUGGUACGACAUGCUGAAUUUGCAGCAAAAUUUGGACGUCUCCCAUCUUUGGAUCCAUAUUCACGUCACAUGUCGUUCGUCUCCUACUUUCUUAUCGAUGUAGCUGCAACUAUUUUCCUAAUCUCAUUAUUGGUGUUUUAUGUGUUCUUUAGGAUCGCAAAACGACUAAUCAAUUAUCUACCCAUCACUCUGACCCCGGUCAAACAUAAAACUAAUUGA
Messenger RNA from Caenorhabditis briggsae, 1587 nucleotides. It is a transcript of the gene Cbr-ugt-37, whose product is annotated as Protein CBR-UGT-37. Gene Ontology annotation, molecular function: UDP-glycosyltransferase activity. NCBI's taxonomy places the organism in Eukaryota, Metazoa, Nematoda, Chromadorea, Rhabditida, Rhabditidae. Bases 1 to 1587 code for a protein of 528 amino acids. The record is from RefSeq and is a predicted model, not a curated record. The transcript has 6 exons.